Belonocnema kinseyi is the source of this 2233-nucleotide messenger RNA. Its product is annotated as methyltransferase-like protein 9. Gene Ontology annotation, molecular function: protein-L-histidine N-pros-methyltransferase activity. The coding region runs from base 125 to 1144 and encodes 339 amino acids. The transcript has 6 exons. NCBI's taxonomy places the organism in Eukaryota, Metazoa, Arthropoda, Insecta, Hymenoptera, Cynipidae. The record is from RefSeq and is a predicted model, not a curated record.
UGUACAAAGAAUCCGUGUUUACUUCUUUACUUUCGUACAUCGUGUUGCUCCCUUUCUUCCUCGCGAUUUCUUGGAGAUCAAUCACAAUGUCCGGUAAUUCGCGACCGGGAAAUAUGCCUAUCUCAUGAAACAAAGCAGUGAGUGCGAGAAACUCGGGACAAAGUGGAGAGACGAAGAAAUCUGCCGUGUCGACGACGUGCAUCGAGUGAUGAGUUACAGGCCUUAUGGGACACUUGCCAGAGCACUUUAUGAGAAAAGGAAUGCCGACGAUCGUUUGCAGGCAUUCGACAAUACCCGGUGGUACAGUAUUGAAUGCAGCAAAUAUAGAGAAGAUAUCCUGAGCCUAUGGGUUCCUCUAGGCACAGGGCCUCAAGAAAAUCUACCAGACAAAGCUGCAGAAGGUUUUCUUUCGAGGUCCAUUGAAAGAUCCAACUCAUUGUUUCUACAAACUUGGCACUAUCUGGCCCGAUCCGUCUUAUCAUCCUUUAUCAGCCGAACUUCCGCCAAUGGACUUUUGGGUCGAGGAUCCAUGCACGUGUUUUCCAGAGAGCAAUUUCAAAAAUUGAUGGAAGUUAGCAACUACAAGGGACCAUGGAAUUCUGUUCUUGACUUGGGAGCUGGUGAUGGUGCAAUAACGGCGAAUAUAGCACAACUUUUUGAAAAAGUAUACACGACUGAUAUUUCUGCCCCUAUGAGGUGGGCCUUACAAAAAAGAAAAUUUACAGUGUUGGACGUAGACAAAUGGCACGAAAGCGCAGGACCGUUUAAUGUGAUCCUGUGUCUUAACUUACUGGACCGAUGUGAUAAGCCAAAUACCCUAUUGAGGCAACUGAAAUCAUCAUUAACGGUUGGUGGUCGACUGAUUGUGGCUCUGGUCUUGCCAUUCAGUGCCUAUGUUGAAGUUGGAGGACGGGGAGAUCACAAACCCUCGGAAUAUUUGCCAAUAAAGGGACCUGGAAUCGAAGGACAGGUCGCCAGUUUAAUUGACAGAGUUUUUGGACCUUUGGGAUUGAAAUGUCUGGCAUGGAGCAAACUACCUUAUCUUUGCGAGGGAGAUUUAGGUCAAGCCUACUACUUCCUCAAUGAUUAUAUUUUCGUACUGGAAGUCCAAGAAGGAAAAGCCGGGAAACGACCAGGAAUUUGAAAUCGCCACCCUGCCCACGCAAUCUCGAGAACGAAGCCGAGACUAGACCAGCGAAAUAAGAAGACGUCGUCUCACAGUUCUAAAAACAUUUGUAAUUAUUAUUAUUUUGAAUAAUUGAGGCGGGAAUACAGGAGAGCAAUACUGACAAGCAACGACGAGAUAGCAAAUAGAUGGUUAGAUAGAUAAAUAGAUAGUGUACAGAUACAGUGAACAGCAUCGAUGGACAUUAUCUUUUUGAUUAAUUAAUUAAUGAUUAAUGAGUACGGAGUGAGUGGAUCAAUACAGAGAUUGGCAUUUAGCUGUCUUACGUACAUUUAGAAUCCAUUAGAAUCCAAUGCGAGUUACAUUCAAUCGAAUGCAGUGGAGCGCUGUUGAUGAAAAAAGACGCGAAACUUGGACAUUCUCUUAGAAAAAAAUUUUCUUUCGACGACUGAAGAGACUGAACAAGUCAAAUAGUAUUUUAGAUAUUACAUUUCAUGCCUGUGAUUCGAAAGAAAUAUUCCAAUAUAACAUAAAAUUCUUUCGACACAAUCACUCUAAAUUUUAAUCAGUCACUUUCUUCACUGAUUUAAUUAGUGAAAGCUACUGAUCAGUCCAUUAAAAAUGACUGAUUUAAGCAACAGAAGUUCCUAAUUCGAAUUUAGAAACUUUACUGAUUAUAUCAUUCAAAUCGACUGAUUGACUAGCAAAAAUCACGGAUUAAGCCAUUUAUUAAUACAGAUUUUAUCGGUGAAAAUCAUUGAUUCAAUCAAUGAAAGUUACAGAUUAGACCAUUCAAAUUGACUGAUGUAUCAGUCAAAAUCACUGAUUAUAUAAUUAAAAAUGACUGAUUAGAAAAGUGAAAAUAAAAUAUCGAACUGAAUAAUUCACUUGAAAUGACUGUUUUAAUUAGUGAAAGCUAAUGCUUAUGUCAUUCAAAUUGACUGAUUGACCCGUAAAAAUAACCAAUUAGAUCAUUAAAUCAUUUAAAUUUAUAGUUUAUCUCAUUUAAAUUGACUGAUAGACCAGUAAAAAUCACAGAUUAGAUCAUAAAACACUACUGAUUUCAUCGGUGAAAAUCAUGAAAUCGGGUCAUUCAAAAUAAUUGAU